AUGUCUUCAUCGCAAGGCCAUGGAGACUGCAAUGGAAGCGGCUCGAAGCCAUUCUCUUUUUCCAGCACUUCGAGCGGACCUCAAAAGAAAACUGGAUUCAACUUUCAAUCGAGUCGCAACCGUCCCAGUCCAGCCAGCCAGAACCGCUCUCUACCUCGCCGUCCGCAUCAACUAGGCCGUGACGAUGACUCCUCCGAUGAAGAAGAGCGGGCGCCCGUACACGAGGAAAUUUCUGGGUUUGAUACGCAUACUGGCAUGAAAAUCACCGCCGAUGGAGAUGCUAUUAGCGACGGGAAAAAACCCUUGGUCAUUCCAGUAACGAGCACCAAUAACUGGCGCGAUAGGGCGGGUGUCAAUACGAAGAAGAGCAAGAAGAACCUGCUUCCUCGAGAAGUACAAGCCAUGCAAGAAGCACAGAAAAACAGAAAGAUGCUCGAGGGAGGAGCAGUUGAGACGGAGGGACCGAGCAUGGCGUAUGGCCUGAGCUUUGCACAGAAACUGGACCAGGAAAAUCAAGAGGGUGCGGGCGUGGAGGAUCAACGAAUGCCGGAUGCAAACCCUGUAUCUGUUGAGGACAACAAGCCUCUCACAGAGGACCAGAUUGCUUUGCAGGCUUUAUUACGUGAAAGCAAAGGAGAGGUGGAGCGGAGAACAGAUCUUGUGAUUGAGUCCUCAAAACAGCAAGAGGACGAUGACGAGGCACCGGCGCGAUACGACGAGACAAGCUCUUUCCGAUCAGAUGUGGCCUCUCGUCCGGAGUCUGCUACUCUGGAUCAAUACAACGCCAUUCCGGUCGAAGAGUUUGGCGCUGCGCUCCUGCGUGGAAUGGGAUGGAAGGAUGGACAGUCUAUUGGACGUGGAGACUACGGUUCCUCUGCGCCUGCGAUGAAUAAAAACAAAUCUCGUGUACCAGAAAGACGCCCUGGAUUUCUAGGUAUCGGUGCCAAGGAUACUUCUAGUGGCAAAGGUGCCGAAGCUGAGCUUGGAGCGUGGGGCAAGUCGGCGAUGCGCAAGGCAUCGAGAAAGCAAGGCGAGGAGAAUGCCAAUGGUGGCAGCACGGAGGGUGUGUAUAUGCCUGUGAUGAUGCGGAACAAGAAGACAGGAGAAUAUAUCACCGAGGAGGAGCUUGCAAAUCUCAAGAAGGAGGGCGCAAAUUCUCAACCUGAGGAAAAUGACUGGCGCGACAGACGCGAUCGCAAUCUGGAGAAGAGCGGGCGCGACCAGGAUCGGGAAUGUCGCAGACGGGAUUACGACGACCACCGCUCUGAUCGGCGGAAUGGGUCUUCGCGUCGUGACCGGAGUUCAUCUGCUGGUCGCCACUCCUCCAGACGAUCUCGAUACGAUGAUGACUAUCGCCGUAACGAUAAACGAUCUUCUAGAGACGGAGACCGUGACCGUGAUCAUCGGCGGGAUCGUCAUGACGACCACAAGGAGUCUCGCAGAGAUCGUGAUCGUGAUCGUGAUCGUGAAUCAGAUCGUCGACACCGAGAUGACCGAUACGGCAGCUCGCGACAUUCCUCGUCGCUCUCAUCCCGACACGACCGAGACCAUGAUCGAGACCAUGAUUCUCGUCGAGUCCGGCGAGCGGAUUAA
Molecule: messenger RNA, 1593 nt
Organism: Penicillium macrosclerotiorum
Lineage: Eukaryota; Fungi; Ascomycota; Eurotiomycetes; Eurotiales; Aspergillaceae
Gene: spp2
Product: spliceosome ATPase-activating subunit SPP2
Exons: 1
Coding region: 1-1593 (530 amino acids)
Biological process (GO): mRNA splicing, via spliceosome
Cellular component (GO): spliceosomal complex
Molecular function (GO): nucleic acid binding
Source: RefSeq, a predicted model, not a curated record